Rhinocladiella mackenziei CBS 650.93 is the source of this 1602-nucleotide messenger RNA. RefSeq lists its product as uncharacterized. The record is from RefSeq and is a predicted model, not a curated record. Gene Ontology annotation, biological process: sterol metabolic process. Lineage: Eukaryota; Fungi; Ascomycota; Eurotiomycetes; Chaetothyriales; Herpotrichiellaceae. The coding region runs from base 1 to 1602 and encodes 533 amino acids. The transcript is spliced from 4 exons. Gene Ontology annotation, molecular function: oxidoreductase activity, acting on paired donors, with incorporation or reduction of molecular oxygen; heme binding; iron ion binding.
AUGGAUGUCCUCGCAAAUGUCACUAGCUUUGCCUCGCCGCUUGCAGAUGCAGAUUUAAAGAUUCAGGCCGCCCAUGCAUCAGGUGUGGUGGGAAGAGUGCUGGCACAGGUCAAUGUCUGGACUGUGCUGUUUACAAUCCUGCUGAUACUGGUGACCUACGAUCAAUGGAGCUAUCAAUGGCGGAAAUACGGUAUCGUCGGCCCGGCCUGGAAAAUGCCCUUCAUGGGACCGUUUCUCGAAUCAGUGCACCCUGAUUUCAAAAAGUACAAGCAGAAAUGGGAGAGUGGGGAGUUGAGCUGUGUUUCAGUCUUUCACAAAUUCGUUGUCAUUGCUUCAACACGAGACAUGGCCCGAAAAGUAUUCAACUCACCCGGUUUCGUCAAGCCCACCGUUGUCGACGUCGCUCCCAAACUUCUUCGACCCACCAACUGGGUGUUCUUGGAUGGCAAGGCGCAUGUCGAAUACCGCAAAGGAUUGAACGGUUUCUUCACCCGUCAAGCGCUGGAGAUGUAUCUACCCGGUCAAGAGGAUGUCUACAGCAAAUAUUUCAAGAACUUUCUGGACAUGUCCAAGGAAAAUGGCAUGAAACCAAAACCCUGGAUGCCCGUGUUUCGAGAACUGAUGUGCGCUGUAUCCUGUCGAACCUUUGUCGGACAUUACAUGAGCGAGAAGGCGGUGAAGAAAAUUGCGGUUGACUACUACCUCAUUACUGCUGCUUUGGAGCUUGUCAACUUCCCCAUCAUCAUCCCGUUUACCAAGACGUGGUAUGGGAAGAAAGCGGCUGAUAUGGUUUUGGACGAAUUCUCCAAGUGCGCAGCAAAAUCCAAGGUCCGCAUGGCUGCCGGUGGCAAUGUCACCUGUAUCAUGGAUGCUUGGAUCAAGCAAAUGCAAGAUUCGGCCCAGUACUGCGAGAGAAUCAAGAGGGGGGAACAAGUGGACCAGUCCGAGAAACCGCCCCAAUUGCUUCGAGACUUCACCGACUUCGAGAUUGCUCAAACCAUCUUCACCUUGCUGUUUGCCUCUCAAGAUGCCACGUCAAGUGCAUGCACAUGGCUAUUCCAGAUCAUGGCGGAUCGACCUGAAAUCCUAGACAGGGUUCGAGAAGAGAAUCUGAGACUUCGAGGUGGUGAUCGGAACAAACCCUUUGACAUGGACAUGCUGGAAUCCAUGGUGUGGACGAGGGCCGUGGUCAAAGAAACCCUACGAUAUCGACCUCCAGUCAUCUUCGUGCCAUACGUGGCCAAGAAGGAUUUCCCCAUGACGGACAACUACACCUUGAAGAAGGGAUCCAUGGUCAUUCCCGCUAUCUGGCCCGCCACUCAUGACCCCGAAGCUUAUCCCAACCCCGACAGCUUCGAACCGGAAAGGUGGAUCACCGGAGAUGCUGAGAAGCAAGUCAAGAAUUGGCUGGUGUUUGGAACAGGACCUCAUUACUGCCUUGGUCAAACGUAUGCUCAACUGAAUUUGAUGGCCAUGAUUGGUAAGGCUAGCAUCUUGAUGGACUGGGUGCACGAACCUACACCCAUCAGUGAAGAUAUCGAAGUGUUUGCCACGAUUUUCCCCCAGGAUCAUUGCAAGCUGACGUUCUCGGAGCGACCAUGA